AUGCCGUCGAGCACAGGAGUAGAGUCGAGGACCAUGAGAAAGACGUUAUUGCUGUGUUUCAUCCACGGCUUCAAGGGUGGAGAUGAAACAUUCAGAACCUUCCCGAGCCACGUGAAGGCGCUCCUCCAGCAUGCGCUGCCCAAAGUCACCGUCCUGACCAUCACGUACCCCCAGUUCGAGACGCGAGGCGACCUGCACGAGUGCGUCGGCCGCUUCAAAGAAUGGCUACAGAACAAAGUCAUAGACCUCGAGGUCGCCAACUCGACGCCGUCGCCCACCGUCGACCCUUCUGUGCGCACGAUUCUCGUAGGCCAUUCUAUGGGCGGCAUCGUUGCGGCUGAGACGCUCCUCUCCAUCCUCGCUGAACAGCCGAUCCAUUCGCAGUCCAAUUCGCAGACCGGCUCUACGGGCUCGCUUGCCGACCAUUCGGCGCUCAUGUUCCCGUACAUACAGGGCAUCCUCGCUUUCGAUACACCAUACCUCGGUAUAGCGCCUGGCGUAGUGGCACAUGGCGCGGAGAAGCAUUGGAACACCGCGAGCUCGGCAUACUCAGCGUAUAACAACCUCGCAGGCGCGUUUGGAUGGGGCGGCAAGGACACUGCGGCUGGUGCCGUCGAUACGAGCAAGAUGCUUCCGGCACCCUCGUCUACUGGCGACGCAGCAUCGGCACCGCUGUGGCAGCGCUACGGAAAGGUAGCCAUGUUUGCUGGUGCAGCGGGCGCAAUAGCAGCAGGGGGUGCGGCAGCCUACAUGAAGAAAGACCAGAUCACUCAAGGCGUAUCAUGGGCUACAUCACAUCUGGAAUUCGUCGGAGUCCUCGCUCGUCCCGAAGAGAUGCGGAAGCGACUCGAGAAGAUUGCCAAGCUCACCACGAGCCACGAUCUUGGCUUCUGCAAUAUGCACACCACGCUCGGUCAUGCCGUUAACAGCGAGAACAAGGAACACGGUUGGACGGGCAAAGUCGCAGGCAAAGACCGUACCUUCUGCAACCUACCCAAAGGCCCUCUCAAGGACUUCUUCAUGCCCGCCGUGAACGACAAAGCUACAGCAGAGACCUGGGCCCACACCUCCAUGUUCGAGCCCCGCAACAACCCCGGCUACUACACCCUCAGCGAGACAGCCAAGGAGAAGAUCAUCGAGUGGACAGAGAGCACAGACUGGUACGAAGAGAGCGAGGGCCCGUUGACGGGCGAGGUCGGUGAAGAAGCAGAGAUUGUAGAGAGACAAGAGGUAGAUGAGCAGAUGCAGAAGGAGGCUGAUAGGAAGGAAGCGGAGGAAUUGCAAAAGGCGAAGGAGAAGGGUGAUGUUGAUGCGCUGGAGGAUGAGGGCGAGUUUGUGGAUUUGAAGAAGACGGGUGAGGUUAAGGAGGGGGAUGAGGAGGCGAGGAAGAGGAGGGAGUUGUGA
Alternaria ethzedia is the source of this 1404-nucleotide messenger RNA. RefSeq lists its product as uncharacterized. The transcript has 3 exons. Bases 1 to 1404 code for a protein of 467 amino acids. The record is from RefSeq and is a predicted model, not a curated record. NCBI's taxonomy places the organism in Eukaryota, Fungi, Ascomycota, Dothideomycetes, Pleosporales, Pleosporaceae.